Molecule: messenger RNA, 494 nt
Organism: Macrosteles quadrilineatus (aster leafhopper)
Lineage: Eukaryota; Metazoa; Arthropoda; Insecta; Hemiptera; Cicadellidae
Product: leupaxin-like
Exons: 1
Coding region: 64-459 (131 amino acids)
Cellular component (GO): Z disc; nucleus
Molecular function (GO): transcription coregulator activity
Source: RefSeq, a predicted model, not a curated record
UACAAGUAAAUUUUCCGUACCUUUUUCCAAGAUCUUGUACCUACAUUAUACCAACGCAAUACCAUGAGUGUCUCAAACUCGUCCAAGAUUUACAGAGCGUCCCAGAUAAAGCCCAGUUGUGCCAACUGUAACAAACCAAUCACAGAGGUUGUGUUGGCAGCCCUGGGACAGACUUGGCACCCUGAACACUUCACAUGCGCUCACUGCGAACAGCCGAUAAGGGAGACGGCAUUCCGUGUGAGGGAUGGCAAACCUUUCUGUGAGGCAGAUUACGUCAGGCUGUUUGUCAAGAACUGUCGAUCUUGUGGUGAACGGAUCACAGGCUCCAUCCUGACAGCACUUAAUGAAACUUGGCAUCAAGAGUGCUUCAAGUGUACAAACUGCGAGGAGAUCAUUGGCCUCAAAGAGUUUACUGAGAGGGAUGGGAAACCAUAUUGUAUGGGUUGUGGUCGGGGUUAAAUAGAAUGGUGUGAUUGAAUAAAGCACACUCAAAG